Chondrus crispus (carragheen) is the source of this 578-nucleotide messenger RNA. RefSeq lists its product as hypothetical. The coding region runs from base 1 to 393 and encodes 130 amino acids. The transcript is spliced from 3 exons. The record is from RefSeq and is a predicted model, not a curated record. Lineage: Eukaryota; Rhodophyta; Florideophyceae; Gigartinales; Gigartinaceae.
AUGUGGCAGCCCGCCCUCCGUUUCCCCGGCGCCGCUCCCUCAUACCACCCUUCCCCCCCCCCCCCGCACCCCGACCCGCCGCAACCCUUCACGCAAGCGCCCCACACGCCCCCACCCCGACUCUCUCCAACAUGGCCGCCGCUGUCGCCCAAUUCAACUGCCCCAAGUGGGCCGACUGUGGCUGCGCGGCCACCGGAACGUGCAAUUGCGGCGAGACGUGCAGCUGCGGCUCGCUGCCUACGGAGGCCGUCAGGAAGGCCAUGGAGGAGGACUGUCCCAAGGCCCGGUGCACGUGCGGCGACACCUGCAUGUGCAAGAAGGGCGAGUGCAACGCGUGCGGCCCGAACGAUAAGACACGCGCCGAGUGGAUCGAGCACGCCAGGGCCAAGAUAGAGGCCGCCAAGUGAGCGGCGCGUGGUGCGCGGGGUGCUUUCCGCGCUGAGGUAGUGCGUCGCCUCUCUGCGCCAGCGCAGACGGGCUGUAACGGUGCGUGUUUCGCCUGACGCAGCGAGAGAGGGACCUCUUCGUAAAAAUGCUUGUGCCGUUUCGCGGACUCGGAUCUUGCGCGAUGCAAAAAA